CUUUCUCUUUUCUUUCUCCACUGCAGAUUUAUUCAUGAACUCGUUACGGACCCACUUUGUGUUUGCCUGUGAAAAUGAUUACCUAACCAUUAGGUGCCCAACAGGGACGUUAAUAAGCAUACAAAAUGCAAACUACGGGCGGAGAGUGCCCAGUACUGACAUGUGCCCACUGCCGUGGACGUCGUUAGGGACGCGAAGCGACAGCCUAAUUCUUAGUGAAAAUAUUAAUUGUAGAGCAGCUGAUUCAUUACAAAUUAUUACAGAUAGGUGUGAAGAUACGUCGGAUUGUAGGAUAGAAGUAAAAACAAGUUUAUUCAACAUGGACCCUUGUCCGACAACGCAUAAAUACCUUGAUGUUUCAUAUAAAUGUAGACCACAUCAAUUCACGAAGGUGGAGACAUGUGAGGAUAAACACAUGAAUGUAUAUUGUAAAGAAGAAAACCAAGUAGUCGCCAUCUAUAAUGCACAUUUUGGCAGGUUAUUACCAGGCAGUAUGGAGUGCCCUUCGUAUUCAAUGCAUGAAUUAGAAUGCCAAACAGAUGAUGCCUUAGCACAGAUGAUGCAGCGUUGCCAUGGGAGACGGCACUGUGCUGUCAAGGCUGGUAGCAAGAUCUUUGGCGAUCCCUGUCCAGAAGACACACAUAAAUACCUCAUUGUGCUUUACUCAUGUGGUAAGUCUCAUUUGAUGGUGGUGGUCUUCAAUACCAGAGUUUGUUACUUUAGCUCCUGA
Messenger RNA from Strongylocentrotus purpuratus (purple sea urchin), 730 nucleotides. Its product is annotated as protein eva-1 homolog C. NCBI's taxonomy places the organism in Eukaryota, Metazoa, Echinodermata, Echinoidea, Camarodonta, Strongylocentrotidae. The transcript is spliced from 5 exons. The record is from RefSeq and is a predicted model, not a curated record. The coding region runs from base 35 to 730 and encodes 231 amino acids. Gene Ontology annotation, molecular function: carbohydrate binding.